AUGGCAUCUACACUUGCGAGAUUAUGUCUCUACGAAAUAUUCAAAUACUUUUACGUAUCAGAAGAAGAAAAAUGCAAUAGCAAAAAACUUAAUUAUAACAGACGACAACUUUUUCAUUUUGCAUUAGUGAACCGUCAUUGGUGUAAUACAGCAAUUCCAUUAUUAUGGGGCCGACCGUUUCCUUUGACCUCAGAAAAAGCUAGCGCAGUAUUUAUUUCGACGUUAUUAAAUUGUUUUGCCAAUAAUGAAGAGUCAAGAACAAUAUUUCAAUAUAAUAUCUUCAUCAAACAGUUAUCUUUGGAAUCUUUGUCAAUAGCAAUUUUUAAUUGGUCAAAAUUCAAGCGCUAUUACGAUCAAAAAGCAUUGCGAAAAAAUGAUCCACUGGAAAGUCUCCUUGAAAAAUUCAAAGCAAUUUGCUUUAAUCGGUCAAAAUCAAAACGUUUUCACAAUCAACAAGAAUCGCGAAAAAAUAGUAGAUCGGAAAGUCUCUUUGAAACAUUUAAAACGAUUUGCCAUAGUUUGAUUGAAUGUACAGCAAAUACUUUCUUUGAAAUAGAAUUUGAGGCUACGAAAGUUACAACAGGCAACAGUUGCAACUUCAAUUAUAAUCUAUUCCAAAUACCGAAUUCCAAAGCAUCGUUAGAACAAUUACGUUCUUUAAAGCUCUCCUUUACUGAUAGUACAGAACUUCUAGAAUCAGCAUCAAAAACUUGCCCUAAUCUUUCCACCCUCGAAAUUAUUCUACCAGUGUGUUCAGAAUUUUCUCAAUUAUUAUCGUACUUUAGCUCUUUCGCAAACUUAAAACAUCUAAGAAUCGACUGUGUCAAAGAUUUAGAUGAUUCGAAAGAGUUCAAAUCACUAUUUAGUGAAGGUGACAAGCUUAUUGACGAACUGGGUAAAAAUUUACCCAAAAGAUUGGAAACUCUUUCAAUCGAAGGAGAGUUAAAAUUUUCUGCGAAUUCUCUUAAAAUAUUUUUGCAUGGGUCAAAAGGAAUACAUUUUAAAUCUUUGGAAUUCCCGCAUUCGUAUAUUUCGGACGAGCAUUUAGAAAUCAUUUUGGAAGCUAUAAAUGAUUCGAAUUUGGAUGUUGGAAUUCAACAAAUUGAAGCUCCAUUGACAAUCAAUCAGGUAAAGAAAUACAAAGAUCACGGAAUCGCAUUAAAAAUAAGUUCUUUUAUUAGCGAACUUAACUUAAUGCAGUUGUUCCUCGAUAUGAAUAUGUACUAUUGUACCUCGUCAUGCAUAGAGGACACCUGA
This is a messenger RNA of Ambispora gerdemannii, 1257 nucleotides long. The record is from the annotation of a GenBank genome assembly. Lineage: Eukaryota; Fungi; Glomeromycota; Glomeromycetes; Archaeosporales; Ambisporaceae.